Molecule: messenger RNA, 865 nt
Organism: Juglans regia (Persian walnut)
Lineage: Eukaryota; Viridiplantae; Streptophyta; Magnoliopsida; Fagales; Juglandaceae
Product: protein NOI4-like
Exons: 3
Coding region: 218-478 (86 amino acids)
Source: RefSeq, a predicted model, not a curated record
GCUCAACGAUGACCAAGAAUCUAUACCCGCUUCUAAUUGUCUACGACGUUUCUACCUUAUUACUCGCUCUCUGAUCCAUAUUCCUGUUUUUCUCCUUUAAUUUCCCCAUUUCUAUAAUCUCCCAACUGAUCUCUUUCUCAUGAUCUGAUCAGCAUCAUUGCUUCUCUCCCAUUCUCACAGGAUCAGGAUCAAUUAGCUGAUCCUGCGAUAUAUUUUAAUGGCGUCGCAGGAUAAGGGUCGGCCUCUACCUAAGUUUGGGGAGUGGGAUGUGAACAAUCCGGCGUCGGCAGAAGGGUUUACGGUCAUAUUCAGCAAAGCCAGAGAUGAGAAGAAAUCUAAUAAGGGUACUUAUAACACUGGGAGUGCAGCAGCAGCAGCCAGUACUCAUCCAAGCAGUAAUCAUAAUCAAUCUAAAUCACAAGAAAAUAAUAAUCAACAUCCUGAUGAUCAAACGAAAAAAUGGUUUUGCUGUUUCUGAACAACACGUACGAUCGAUCGACUAGCUUGCAGCUUGCCGCGGUAAUUGAUGAUCACGCACAGUAAUGAUGAAUAAAUGGCGCGCGGUCGAUGCAUGUCGAUCGAUCGUGAUCUAGUUCUAAUACGAUAGUACUUUGUUAGACCUAGCUCUUUCAUCAUCUGCCAAAUCUUUGCGUACGUAUGUAAUGUACGUGUAUAUAUAUAGGAGGAAGGAAAUAAAGACGGACAAAUACAAGUUCUUAAAAGUUGCAUCUUUUCUGGAGUUGAUAUAUAAUUUGUUGAUUCAGAUCAUGAGUCGCCACCAGCUUGAUCCUGGCCUGAUCAUUAUCCAUUACAUGAUAAUUGUACAUUGAUUUCUUUAAAAAAGUGUGGCAAUUCAUUGAAUAUA